GUCGCUCCACUGAGCAAGUUGUGGUCGUUCACACGGAGAGUUUAAAUAGAGACGAGUGUAUCUGAUAAUAACUAUUUUUCAGUUUAGUGUCCUGGCUUGUUGUAGAAGAAGGAACAAGUGAGAAAUGGCGCCAAAGGCAACGAAGAAGCGAUCAGCACCGUCCGAUCCUGAUGGAAUGUUCGCCGGAAUGGUCGUCUUCCUCGUGGAAAUCGGAGUCCAGCCUCGUCGAUUGCAGAUUUGGAAGCAGAAAUUGGAGCAAAUGGGGGCUAGCAUUGAAGACCGGCUUUCGAAGAAGGUCACUCAUGUUUUUGCCAUGAAUUCCGAAGCCCUUCUUCAGCAAAUUGGUCGACAACGCUUGUCUCGCUUCAAAGGAAGUGUUCUUCUUUACCAGUGGCUAGAGGGUAGUUUGAGUUUGGGAGAAAAAGUAUCCGAAGCUCCCUACAUUCUAACUCUGGAGUCAGGAGAAGGAUCUUUGUCAAACAAAUCUUUCAAGGAAUGUGGUUCUAAAGCUUCUAAUGGUUAUGGUUCCAGUGAUGAUGAAACAUCACAUCAUAAAAAGAUUAGAACCUCUCCAGUGGACCCCAAAACUGCAUCAACUAAAGAUAUGGACGAUACAGUAAACAUUGCUGUGUAUGAGGAAAGGAAGACUGUCAGCAGUUCUGAUGAUUUAUCUCCCACUCAUAGCCCAGUAAACAGCAGUCCUACUACCCCUGAUGCUCUAACUAAGACUGUUGAAAUUUCAGACUCAUCCUUGCCUUAUAGUCCACCUGAUCAAAACCACAAUGUCACUGAGAUAUUUGGGAAGCUUGUGAACACAUAUAGAGCACUGGGUGAUGAUCGGAGAUCUUUUAGCUAUUACAAGGCCGUUGCAGUUAUUGAGAAGUUGCCCUUCAAAAUUGAAAAUAUGGAUCAGGUCAAACAUCUACCUGCAAUUGGCAAGUCGAUGCAGGAUCAUAUUCAGGAGAUUGUGAGUACCGGGAAGCUUUCCAAGUUGGAGCACUUUGAGACAGAUGAAAAGGUUCGUACAGUCAGCCUAUUUGGGGAAGUAUGGGGCAUUGGUCCAGCGACUGCAUUGAAACUUUAUGAUAAAGGACACCGAACUCUAGAUGAUCUGAAGAAUGAGGAUUCAUUAACAAAUGCACAGAGGUUAGGAUUGAAAUAUUUUGAUGAUAUCAAAACGAGGAUUCCACGUCACGAGGUUCAAGAGAUGGAACAACUUCUACAGAAAGCUGCUGAAGAAAUUUUGCCUGAGGUGGUGGUCAUAUGUGGAGGAUCAUAUAGACGUGGAAAAGCUUCUUGUGGGGAUAUGGACAUUGUAAUCACACAUCCUGAUGGAAAAAGUAAUAUAGGGUUUUUACGGAAAUAUGUAAAGCAUCUGAAGGAUAUAAAGUUCUUAAGGGAAGACUUGAUCUUUAGUAUUCACAGUGAGGAGGAUACUGACACAGGGGUUGACACAUAUUUUGGUCUUUGCACGUAUCCUGGUCGAGAACUGCGACAUCGCAUAGAUUUGAAGGUUUAUCCCAGGGACAUAUAUGCAUUUGGACUAAUAGCUUGGACAGGGAAUGAUGUAUUAAAUAGGAGACUGAGAUUACUUGCUGAAUCCAAGGGAUAUCGACUUGAUGAUACAGGACUGUUUCCGGCUAGUCAGAGUUCUAGCAGCAAACGGGGCACAAGAGCUAUCACAAGUUUGCGUUUCAAGACAGAAAGAGAAGUGUUUGAUUUCCUGGGAUUCCCGUGGUUUGAACCACAUGAGAGGAAUCUGUGACAUGUGAAUAGGUUUGUGACCAUGCUGUACAUAGGCAUACUUGUGGCAGUUGAGGUUUUGUGACCAUGCUGUAAUGGAACAUCAAAAAUGGUUUAGCACAGACUAUGCAUGGGUUUACUUGGCAUGAAAUGACUUUCCAAUUCCAGGACUCUGCACAAAUUCUGCCGCUUCACAACAUCUUGUAAAAUAUGUGAAAUAUUCUUUGAUUUUGUUAAUUAAGUGGUAAUGGAGUAGAGGUAUUUCAGUGAAGAUGUUGCUACUGGGUGAUUGCUUUUGUAGUUUUUUGCUGAAAACUUUGAAGGAUGGAGUAGUAGUUGUACAGGAAGUCCAUUAGUCACUUGAUUACUGUUUCCAACAUUCACAGUGCUUCUAACAUGAUAUACUUGUAAUUUGUAGUAAAACAUCAGUUCUCCUAGAAAACAAAAGUAGUGGCAAUAAGUGAGGAAGAGAGAUGUGAAAAUAAGAACAACUAGUAAUUUGUAUAAAAAUACCAUUUCUCCC
This is a messenger RNA of Camellia sinensis, 2266 nucleotides long. It is a transcript of the gene POL{LAMBDA}, whose product is annotated as DNA polymerase lambda (POLL). Gene Ontology annotation, cellular component: nucleus. Lineage: Eukaryota; Viridiplantae; Streptophyta; Magnoliopsida; Ericales; Theaceae. Gene Ontology annotation, molecular function: DNA-directed DNA polymerase activity; DNA binding. The record is from RefSeq and is a predicted model, not a curated record. Gene Ontology annotation, biological process: double-strand break repair via nonhomologous end joining.